AUGCGAAUCGCAAGCUCGAUUAUAGGCGCGAACCYCGCCAUCCACAACCAAACCGUGCUCCCUGCAUCACACGACGCUUCACUUGUUCCAACACCCACCGUACAAGCAGAGUUCGACACAACCUUCCCCUUCCACACACCUACAGCACACCUGGUUAUGAUUCCAUAUGUUGGAAGCGGAUGCGAGGAAGGAAACCUGUUGCCGGAAUUUGCAGAGGAGGGGAUGGUUGGAUUGGGGUUUUGCUUCCCCGUCAAGCGAUCAGGAUCUUUCAUUUGGUAUGGCGUGAUCGAUUGUCUGGUGACUCUUCAUUCGGGAGUUGAUUGUGGAGGGUGGGAGUGGGAGAUUGAGAAAGGAAAGUGUCAUGAUCAGCAGUUUGCAAGUUUUCGGGCUUAUUGUUGA
This is a messenger RNA of Ramularia collo-cygni, 399 nucleotides long. RefSeq lists its product as uncharacterized. The transcript has a single exon. Bases 1 to 399 code for a protein of 132 amino acids. The record is from RefSeq and is a predicted model, not a curated record. Lineage: Eukaryota; Fungi; Ascomycota; Dothideomycetes; Mycosphaerellales; Mycosphaerellaceae.